AUGGGGUACCAAGAGAUCAAGCACCAAGUAGAGGUGAGUAGUGCACAAGAAGCAGAAGGAAGGAUAUGGAUGAUUGCUGGAAUCUCACUAAGAGCUCCUCUCAAACCAAUAAAGACCAGAAAAAUAUCAGGAAGAGAUUCUAGUGAAGAAGUAGAAGACAUCAAGCUAGAUAUUGAAGCCAUGAAGACUCCUACUGAAAGAGAAGCAAGGAUACCAGAAGAACAACACUGCCCACCAGCUCCAAAGAAGAUGAAGCCUUCUCUUAGAUGUUGUCUGGAUGGAAUUCAGUUCUUUAGUGUGCCAGACUUGGAAUCCAUGUUCAUUCCCCACCAAGAGACAGAGCUACGUACUUGA
This is a messenger RNA of Dioscorea cayenensis subsp. rotundata (Guinea yam), 354 nucleotides long. RefSeq names its product cyclin-dependent protein kinase inhibitor SMR6. The record is from RefSeq and is a predicted model, not a curated record. NCBI's taxonomy places the organism in Eukaryota, Viridiplantae, Streptophyta, Magnoliopsida, Dioscoreales, Dioscoreaceae. Gene Ontology annotation, biological process: regulation of DNA endoreduplication. The transcript has a single exon. The coding region runs from base 1 to 354 and encodes 117 amino acids.